AUGCAAUAAAAUAGGAGAUGAAGGUGCAUAUAUACUUGGUUUAGGGUUAAAUAACUGGAAGAAUAUUAUAAGCUUAUAACUAUAUUUAUUUUACAACCAAAUUAGUCAAACAGGAAUAUCUAAUAUUGCUAAAGGUUUGGGCACCCUAACAUAAAUGAAAAAUUUAGAGAUAAGCUUUUUAGAAAAUAAAGUUGGAAAUGAAGGAUCUAUUGCACUCAGUGAAGGUUUAAGUAAAUGCUAAAAUCUAAGAGAGUUAAAAUUGUACAUAAA
This is a messenger RNA of Tetrahymena thermophila SB210, 270 nucleotides long. RefSeq names its product cyclic nucleotide-binding domain protein. The record is from RefSeq and is a predicted model, not a curated record. NCBI's taxonomy places the organism in Eukaryota, Ciliophora, Oligohymenophorea, Hymenostomatida, Tetrahymenidae. Gene Ontology annotation, molecular function: protein binding. The annotation marks the transcript as partial. The transcript has 3 exons.